UAGCUUGGAGGGGCCAUGCGGAGUGUGCUGAGAGGUGUUGGGGUCGGGGUCUGGGGUCAGUUCCGUGAGGGUGUGCAGGAGGACGUGGAAACGCUGAGGCUGCAGCUGGGGUGGGUCAGGAUGUCAAGGCUUGCAUGCACGGCUGAGAAGCAGCAAGACGCUGAGCGGAUAAGAAAAGCGUCUUUCUCCUUUCUGUGCCCUGUCGGCGUGUGGAAAUUACCAGAGAACAGGAUGGAACCUCCCAGCCCUCGGCUUUAAAUUACUAGCUGCCUUUACUCGGUUUUCAAGUCCAGGUUUUAGCACUGUCGCUUCCCCUGCUUACUUUUCAGCUAUUUGAAUAUCACCCGUUACCAUCCAUUGAUGUCAAGAUGACUAAGCUUGGAUUUUUGCGGUUGUCCUAUGAGAAGCAGGACACACUUCUGAAGCUUCUCAUCCUGUCGAUGGCUGCUGUGUUAUCAUUUUCUACUCGUCUCUUUGCUGUCCUGAGAUUUGAAAGUGUUAUCCAUGAGUUUGAUCCGUACUUUAAUUAUCGGACUACCCGGUUUCUGGCUGAGGAGGGGUUUUAUAAAUUCCAUAACUGGUUUGAUGACCGGGCCUGGUACCCUUUGGGCCGAAUCAUUGGAGGAACAAUUUACCCAGGCUUAAUGAUCACCUCUGCUGCAAUCUACCACGUACUCCAUUUUUUCCAUAUCACCAUUGACAUUAGGAAUGUCUGUGUUUUCCUGGCCCCUCUCUUCUCCUCCUUUACCACCAUCGUUACAUACCACCUUACCAAAGAGCUCAAGGAUGCAGGAGCUGGUCUUCUUGCUGCUGCCAUGAUUGCUGUAGUUCCUGGGUAUAUUUCUCGGUCUGUAGCUGGCUCUUAUGACAACGAAGGAAUUGCUAUCUUUUGUAUGCUGCUUACUUAUUACAUGUGGAUCAAGGCAGUGAAGACUGGUUCCAUCUACUGGGCUGCCAAGUGUGCCCUUGCUUAUUUCUACAUGGUCUCUUCAUGGGGAGGUUAUGUGUUCCUGAUCAACUUGAUUCCUCUUCAUGUCCUGGUGCUGAUGUUAACAGGCCGUUUUUCUCACCGGAUCUACGUAGCCUACUGUACCGUUUACUGCCUGGGUACCAUUCUUUCUAUGCAGAUCUCCUUUGUGGGCUUCCAGCCUGUCCUUUCAUCAGAACACAUGGCAGCCUUUGGAGUGUUUGGUCUCUGUCAGAUCCAUGCCUUCGUAGAUUAUCUGCGCAGCAAGUUGAAUCCACAGCAAUUUGAAGUUCUUUUCCGAAGUGUUAUCUCCCUGGUUGGCUUUGUCCUCCUCACCGUGGGAGCACUCCUCAUGCUGACAGGAAAAAUUUCUCCCUGGACUGGGCGUUUCUACUCACUGCUGGAUCCUUCUUACGCUAAGAACAACAUCCCCAUCAUUGCAUCUGUGUCUGAGCACCAGCCCACAACCUGGUCCUCCUACUAUUUUGAUCUGCAGCUUCUUGUCUUCAUGUUUCCAGUUGGCCUCUAUUACUGCUUUAGUAACCUGUCUGAUGCUCGGAUUUUUAUCAUCAUGUAUGGUGUGACCAGCAUGUACUUUUCAGCUGUAAUGGUGCGUCUAAUGCUGGUGUUGGCACCUGUUAUGUGCAUUCUUUCUGGCAUUGGUGUCUCCCAGGUGCUGUCCACAUACAUGAAGAAUCUGGAUAUAAGUCGCCCAGACAAGAAGAGCAAGAAGCAACAGGAUUCUACUUACCCUAUUAAGAAUGAGGUGGCAAGUGGAAUGAUACUGGUCAUGGCUUUUUUUCUCAUCACCUACACUUUUCAUUCAACUUGGGUAACCAGUGAAGCCUACUCUUCCCCUUCUAUUGUACUGUCGGCCCGUGGUGGGGAUGGCAGUAGGAUCAUUUUUGAUGACUUCCGAGAAGCAUAUUAUUGGCUUCGUCACAAUACACCAGAGGAUGCAAAGGUCAUGUCAUGGUGGGAUUAUGGCUACCAAAUUACUGCAAUGGCAAAUCGGACAAUUUUAGUGGAUAAUAACACAUGGAAUAAUACUCAUAUUUCUCGAGUAGGGCAGGCAAUGGCAUCCACAGAAGAAAAAGCCUAUGAAAUCAUGAGGGAGCUGGAUGUCAGCUAUGUGCUUGUCAUUUUUGGAGGCCUAACAGGGUAUUCCUCUGAUGAUAUCAACAAGUUUCUUUGGAUGGUCCGGAUUGGAGGAAGCACAGAUACAGGAAGACAUAUCAAGGAGAAUGACUACUAUACUCCAACUGGGGAAUUCCGUGUGGAUCGUGAGGGGUCUCCAGUGCUGCUCAACUGCCUUAUGUACAAAAUGUGUUAUUAUCGCUUUGGGCAGGUCUACACAGAAGCCAAGCGUCCGCCAGGCUUUGACCGUGUUCGAAAUGCUGAGAUUGGUAAUAAAGACUUUGAGCUUGAUGUCCUGGAGGAAGCAUAUACCACAGAACAUUGGCUGGUCAGGAUAUACAAGGUAAAGGACCUGGAUAAUCGAGGCUUGUCAAGGACAUAAAUGUCACAUUGUGCCCUGAUAUGCUUCGCACUGAGUGCGUCAUAUUGAGGACGCCGAAGAUUUUUUUUUAUAUACAUACAGUUUAUAAGAACAGAGCCGGAUGGGAUUAGAAUUGUCUGGAAGUUUUGUCCUGGACAGUAUGGGCUAGGCCAAAUGAAAUGAUUUUUAUAAUUCUGAGCAGGUUACCAAAUGAAAUGUCAUGGCUUUACUUGGUCAAUUAAAAGGGGGUAUUUUUUUUUUUUUUUAAAUGUGCCUUAUUUGUUUUGACUUAAAUUGGCUGAUUUGAGGAUCACAGAAGUGAAUGGAUGGAAGACCAUAUCCAUGCUCUAGGUCCCCAGAUGAACCAAAUAGGAGCAUUUUCUUUCUCUUUCCUAUCAGCAAACUCAAGGACUAGCUCUGGUUCUACAAAUAUAAAAACUUUUUCACACUUCUUGUUUUAUAGCACCCGGUACAAUGCUUUGCAUAUAAUGGGUGCUUAAUAAAAAUUUUUAUCAAAUGAAUAAAUGUUUUUGGGACCAGAAGAGUGCUAUUUCUGAGCAAGGAAGACAACUUUCUUGCUGUUAUACCUAUGUUCUCAAUGUCUAUUUCUUUAGAAGCUCUUUGGCUUUGAAAGGACAGAAAGUUGCUAAGUAUCCCUGAUCUCACCAGGAUUCUUUUAAACCAGUGAGGGUUUUUCUUAUUCUAAGCAGGUAGAUGAACCAAAUGUGACUAAUCCAAUAGUUUUUAAGACUCAGUGAAACAUAUUAAUCUGAGAGGAAGACACUCCUCUAACAUCACAUAUAGAGGUUGAUGGUCAGUAGAUGUUUCUGGAAUCAGAUAUAGUUAUAUGUACCUAUAUGACAUUUAGGUUUUCAGUGCUUCACUAAAUCUAAAACACAGUAAAUGACUCUUUGCUCAUGUCCGGUAGACUGCACUAAAUCUCUUGGGGUUUUCCACCAUGAGCUUCUGUUUUUCUUAGUGUCAAUCUGCUGUAUUCAUAUACCACUUCAGGCUUGUUACCUGGUUUUGAAGCCCUUGCUAAAUAUAUAACUAGGAAGUAGGAAGUGUUGCUGCUAGCAGGUAACUAGAGAUCAUUGCCAGUCUGACUGUAAGAAAAGAGACUUUCAAAAGCUUUUUAACUUCAAAGCACAGAGGUCUCAUAGUUAUUUUAUGCCAAGAUAAGCAGCUUUCUGUUCAGUACAAUAGGACAUUUCAUGUAUUUUACAACAUAGGACAUAAUCACUGAUGUAUAUAAACUGUCUUAAAUUAGUUGAACCUGUUUAAGAAGACAGGAGGAAUUAUAUGACUUUUAGAUAGUCACAUUAGUACUCUGUGCAUAUAUGCUUAGGUACACUUGUAUACCUAAGGACUUCACCUUCAAGCCAGUUUAUGUACCAUGUACUUUAACUGUGGCUGAAAUUUAGAUUUAACAGAAGAUUUGAUUUCCUAUAUGUAAAUAUAUUACUUGAUUUAUAUACAUAAUUACUGCCUACUGGGAAAGGUUAAUCUGAGAUUUAUCAAUAUGAUUAUAUUACAGAUUAUUAGUAAGCUUUCUCUGUAGUAUAAAUGGGAUAACCCUUUUUCAUACCAUUUUAACUCCUGGGAUUUUGAUAUUUUCUAGUUUACACAGAUUUUUUUUUUUUUUAAAUUGCUUUCAUUUUCAGUUAUAGUCCACUUAGUGUAAAAAAAAAAUCCAUCUAAAAAACAACAAUACACUUUCACACAUAUCCCUUCCCAUGCACCCAUUCACCCUCUAGAGACUCCACAUUCAGCUAUGCUGACCUCCCAUCAUUACCUCCUGCCUAUUAGUAACUUGUUUUGUUAUGUUUUGGUAUUGUAGUUUGAGGUAGCAUUGAUUUGGGUGGGAACAGGAAUUAGUACCUUUUCACCAUCCCUUAUAUCAGUGGUUCUUAACUCGUGGGUUGGGACCCCUUGGCACACCUCUGUCUCCAAAAAAAUUUACUUUAUGAUUCAUAACAGUAGCAAAAUUACAGUCAGAAAUAGAAACAAAAACAACUGUAUUUUUAAAGGGUCUCCAAAUAUUAGAAGGUUGAAAACCACUGCCUUAUAUUUUGUGACAUAUUUUUACUGUCAUCUGUUACAGCUGUGAUUACCUUUUACCUUUUGGCUAUUCUCAGUUAAGAUGUAUUAUAUACUGUUACUUUUUGAUGGUGGUUGUUUUUAAGACAGUUCCAUGUACUUAGGCUGGCUUUGAACUCGUGAUUGUCCUGCCUCUACCUCCUAGGUGUUGAGAUUACAGGUGUGGGCCACUAUAGCCAGCUAGUUACUAUUUUUCCUCUAUAACUUCUUUUAGGAAGUAAUUUAAUUUUUAGUACCUAUUAUAAAUCUCUCCUACCCCCUCACUCCCUAGCCAAUUCUCUUUCAUUUGUGCCUAUUUUCUCUUCAUGUGAUCAAAUACAUUCAUUAACCAAUUUUUGCUUCUUUGAGACAGGGUUUUUUGUAGCAGGGGCUGGCUUUGAAUUCCUGAUUCUCCUGCCUCUAUUGGGAUUAUAGGUAUAUGCUACCACACCUGAUUACGUUGUUUACUUUUAAGAAUGUGUUUUAUUUUUCAGCUUGAAUUGGUUAACUCUCCAAGUUUGUUGAGUUGUAUUAUUUCACUGUUAUAUUUGUUAAUCUUUUGCCUUUUUUAUUGAUUUGCCAUUUCUUUUUUUUUUUUUUUUUUUUUUUUUUUUUUUUUUAAAAUUUUAUUUAUUAUGUAUACAGUGUUCUGCCUACACAUAUGCCUAUAGGCCAGAAGAGGGCACCAGAUCUCAUUAGAGAUGGUUGUGAUCCACCAUGUGGUUGCUGGGAAUUGAACUCAGGACCUCUGGAAGAGCAGCCAGUACUCUUAACCUCUGAGCCAUCUCUCCAGCCCAAAACAACUCUUGUUUUUUUUUUUUUUUUUUUUUUUUGGUUUUUCGAGACAGGGUUUCUCUGUGUAGCUUUGUGCCUUUCCUGGAACUCACUUGGUAGCCCAGGCUGGCCUCGAAAUCCCAGAGAUCCACCUGGCUCUGCCUCCCGAGUGCUGGGAUUAAAGGCGUGCGCCACCACUGCCCGGCUGAUUUGCCAUUUCUAAGUAACUUCUUAUGAAAGUGUGUAGGGGGAAUAAAUUACUGGAGCUCUUUUAUUCAUACUCAACGCAUAGGUGGGUAAAGAAUUUCAGACUGUCACUAUUUUGCAUUAUAAAGGCACUAGCCCAUUGUUCUCUACUUUCCUAAUGUUAAGAAAUGCAGUUAUUCCGCUGAGUAUUUGUCUGUUCUUCGCCCCAGACCUCUUGGUUGCAUCUUUAUUGGGGCUAUCCACUGUGCCAGGCACUCUGGAUUUUCAUGUGUGCAUAGUCAAGUUGUUUUUUUUUUUUUUUUUUUUUGAAAAAACACUCUAUAUGUAGAUUUCUCCAGCUGUCUUUCUGAUAUAGCUAAUUAAAAAAUUUAAAUGUUAGGCAACACAAUGUGACACUUUAAAUAUUUACUUUUAUUUUAUGUGUUUGGGUGUUUUGCCUCCAUACGUGUGUAAUAUCAUGUGUAUGCUUGGUGCCCACAGAGUCCAGAUGAGGGCAUCAGAUUUCUAGAACUGGAGUUACAGACAGUUGUGAGCUGCCGUGUGGGUGCUGGGAAUUGAACCCAGGUCAUUUGGAAGAGCUGUUAGUGGUCUUAACUGUUGACUCAACUCCCCAGCCCUGGUAUAGUUAUUUGAAUGUGGGGCUUCCUGAGUCAAUUUCCUAAAAUUUUCAUAGUUGCUGUUUUAUUUUUCAUCUCCUACGAUAUUUCCUCAGCUGUAUUUUCUCUCUUCUCACUCCUCCCCCACCUCCUUUCUGUAUUGGGUCAAACCGGGGUCACUGUCAGUGAGCUACAUUUCCAUCUUCAACCAUGUUUUCAAAUAUUUUAUUUUUUCUUUUCUGCUUUCCAUUUCUAAAGUCUUUUUUUUUUUUUUUUUUUGGUUUUUCGAGACAGGGUUUCUCUGUGUAGCUUUGCGCCUUUUCCUGGAACUCACUUGGUAGCCCAGGCUGGCCUCGAACUCACAGAGAUCCGCCUGGCUCUGCCUCCCGAGUGCUGGGAUUAAAGGCGUGCGCCACCACCGCCCGGCCCAUUUCUAAAGUCUUAAGAGCUCUUUUGUCUGACUAUCUCAUUGUUUUGCUGCCUUUCCAAUUAAAGACUUUCCCAAAUUC
Messenger RNA from Peromyscus californicus insignis, 6630 nucleotides. It is a transcript of the gene Stt3a, whose product is annotated as STT3 oligosaccharyltransferase complex catalytic subunit A. The coding region runs from base 369 to 2486 and encodes 705 amino acids. The transcript has 18 exons. NCBI's taxonomy places the organism in Eukaryota, Metazoa, Chordata, Mammalia, Rodentia, Cricetidae. Gene Ontology annotation, molecular function: dolichyl-diphosphooligosaccharide-protein glycotransferase activity. Gene Ontology annotation, cellular component: membrane. The record is from RefSeq and is a predicted model, not a curated record. Gene Ontology annotation, biological process: post-translational protein modification.